AUGGCGAGCCCCAAACCGUCGACGUAUGCGGGGCGGACCCUGGACCUCACCCUCUUCGCCUUCACCCGCGCGCUAGACGUCGUGGUCGGCGAGCUCUGGCACCGACGACGCACUCGCCGCGUAGCCGCGGGGAAGUGGACAGCACUCGAGCGCGCCGUCUCCCGCUUCGCCGACCCGGCCGUCUUCGCCCUCUCCAGCGGCCUCGUCAUGUGGGCGUGGUUCUACCACCCACCACGACUACCGCGCGCCUACAACAAGUGGAUCUCGUCCGCCGCCGCCGUCGACCCCCGCCUCAUCGAAGCCCUCCGGCGCUGCCGCCAACGCACCCUCAUUUACGGCCGCGACACGGGCCAGGCGGACCUCCUCGGCGGCAUGUGCGCCGACUACGGCUGGCCCGCCGCCUGGGGCGACCCGGCGCGCUCCGUGCCCUUCCCCUGCGAGAUGGUGCACAUGGGCUUCGGGCCCUCGUGCGAGUGGCACGCCCUAUCACGCUUCGCCCGCUCUUUCCGCUGGGCCAUGACCUCCAAAACCACGGCCGCGCGCCAAACCAUCGACGGCGGGGUGUGCGUCGGCACAGGCUGCGUGCUCUGCGGCUGGAGCAUCCUGCUGGAGAACGCGUCGCGCCGCAAGGAUAUGGCGCUGUUUGUGGCGCCCCGCGCGCUGGCCACGCUGUUCCCGCGCCGCUACGCCCUCGCCAAGCAGUGGCGGGAGACGGUGGUGUUUGCGGUGAGCACGGCGGUGGUGAUGACGUGUUUUAGGGAGAAUCCGAGGAGGGUGAGGGGGAUGAUGGGGGGGGUGUUGGGGUCGGUUUUUAGGGAGUAG
This is a messenger RNA of Chaetomium globosum CBS 148.51, 822 nucleotides long. RefSeq lists its product as uncharacterized. NCBI's taxonomy places the organism in Eukaryota, Fungi, Ascomycota, Sordariomycetes, Sordariales, Chaetomiaceae. The transcript is spliced from 2 exons. The record is from RefSeq and is a predicted model, not a curated record. Bases 1 to 822 code for a protein of 273 amino acids.